GUUGUAAGGUCCAAUCCCUAUUUUGUCAAUUCAGAAUCCAAAAUCACUCUUACUCUCUCUGCUCCAUUUCAACUCUCUUUCUCUCUGCAUUCCGAUCAUCGACCGGCAAAUACCUCGUUCCCGGCGCCGGAAACUCACCCUCUCACGGCGGUGGAGCAGAAGAAACCGGCGAAACCCACAUCCCGCCGCCAUGCCCGAUAACCAUCCUCGUCUCGAUAACCUCCGCAGUACGGCCCAGCUUCUCCGAGAAGCUACGGCCUCCUUCACAUCCAAUCUAUUUACCUUCCUUUUUCUCUCUCUCCUUAUCCUCUCCUUCCGCGUCGUCGUCGAAAAUGGCACCCAAUAUGUCACCUCCUUCAUUGAUCGCGACCCUUCUCUUAAGGCUCUUCUCUCUCGCCUUGACAUUGCAGGGGAGCAACGCCUCCUACGGACUUCGGAGGACUCGUCCAUGUCUGGCGCUGUUGCCCGUCGCCAGCGCCGCCAACGUCGUCGGCCUUUUCUGCAUCUUACCCGCGUUGGAACCCUAGAUGAUGACAUCUUCUCGGGAGACGGGGAUGACGAGCGCGGCCUUUUUGGAACUAAUCGGAAUCACCCACCUAAUGCCAGUUUCGUUUUUUUAACACAAUUCGGUUCGAUCUCUGGGUUUUCGGAUCUGGUCGUCGAUGAUGGAAUUAGGGUUUCGGAAGUUGUUCGGUCGGGAGUGGGAUUUAAGGCUCGGAGUUCGUCUUUUUCUAAUGAUAAGGAAAGCACUGAUGAUCAGGAAGAAAAGGAUAGAAGACUUGGAGGGGAAAAUGUGCAUCAGGAUAUGGAUAGGCUUGUAGAUUUGCAAUUUUUCGUUAAAGGACUGGAACUUGGUCGUCGGGAUGCUGCAGCUCUGUUUUUCUUUGUGAGUUUUCUGUCUGCUGCUUAUAUCUGGGUGAUGCUUGGCUUUCUUGUCACAUAUUCAUGGGCUUCAGGUAUUGUAUUCAUCGCUGUCCUUAAUGAUCUAACGGAGAGGUUUGGUUCAUUUGUUGGUAUGGUAUGGGAUGGGUCAAGAUUGGGGUUCAAGAGGCUUUCUGGGUUUAUCUUGAUGAGAUGGGCUGUGAGAGAUGCGCUAACCCAACUCCUUGGACUGUGGUAUUUUGGUGAAAUCGAAGAUCAGUAUUCAUUUUUCAAGCUAUUCGUGAGGUUGAAAUUGAUGCCAUUUUCCAUAAUGUCUCCAUGGAUUCGUGGUUAUGAAAAAGAAAUCUCUGGGUUUCUGUUUGCGUGGUUUUUGCUUGAUACUCUUGUCGCAUUCAUCUUUGCUGUGGAUGCUUGGGUGGUCAUUGUGGAUGCAAGGCGGACUGGUAGAGAGAUUUUGAAGGAAGGUUGUUAUUUGAUAUUGACAAUGUUAAACCAGGCUAUCCAAAUCAAGUGUUUGGAAGCCAUCUGUUGUGGCUCUUUCAUGAGAUGGGCUCUUGCAAGAGUUUGUGGAAAACAUGUUGCCAUGUUUUUUCAGUCUGUGGGAGAGGUCUAUUUCAUGGUGGUUUGGCUUACCUUCUACUUUGCUGCUAGGUGUAGAGAUGCCAAAGUGCAGGGACAGAGGUUUGGUCGUAGAGAGUUGGAAGGUCUGAUCGAGGGGGUUAGAUAAUGGUGAAUUGGCGACUUUAUAGGGGCAAGUUGCUUAACGCAAAGGAAAGUUACUGGUAAUUUUUCAUUGCUUUGUGCAUCCCUUUUUUGCAUUUCCAGAUAUCCAGCCGUAUUUGCUUCUGUAGUGUCACAAGCAAUGUCCUCUGUAUGUACCUUCUUUCUAGGCUGCAUGCUACUUGUGUAUAUUUUACAUCAGAAUACUUGACAGGAAUCAAAUCCAUCCCAGUGGGAUGCCUUGCUGACAUCUGUUUUUUGGUGCUAAAAAAAUUUAGGACUUUCUCAAGAAUCUGCUCUGUAGAUAAUACUAUAGGUCUGUUUAGUAUUUUCAUUCCAUUCAAUAUGCGAGGAUUGAACUAUAUAGGCUUGAAUAUGGGAAAACACUGAAGGUUUUCUAUU
Messenger RNA from Benincasa hispida (wax gourd), 2004 nucleotides. RefSeq lists its product as uncharacterized. NCBI's taxonomy places the organism in Eukaryota, Viridiplantae, Streptophyta, Magnoliopsida, Cucurbitales, Cucurbitaceae. The record is from RefSeq and is a predicted model, not a curated record.